Pieris rapae (cabbage white) is the source of this 8345-nucleotide messenger RNA. RefSeq lists its product as uncharacterized. Bases 324 to 4790 code for a protein of 1488 amino acids. Gene Ontology annotation, molecular function: S-adenosylmethionine-dependent methyltransferase activity; tRNA binding. The record is from RefSeq and is a predicted model, not a curated record. Gene Ontology annotation, cellular component: cytoplasm; nucleus. Gene Ontology annotation, biological process: tRNA wobble uridine modification. Lineage: Eukaryota; Metazoa; Arthropoda; Insecta; Lepidoptera; Pieridae. The transcript is spliced from 8 exons.
UCGCCGCGGGAAGACGUGUCGAAUUGUAACGAGUUCCACUAACAGUUCUACCAGAUAAUUGUGAUUUUAACAUUGAAUUUGGAGUUAUUAAGAGUGUUAAAAGCUUGAGAAGGCGGCAAAGUAGUUGUACGAGUUGAAAUUCGUAGGGGAAAGUGACCAGGAGAAGCUUGAAACGAGCAGAGUGUUAUGCCUCAAGUGUCGUAAAUCAGCCAUCUAAGCCAAUGCAAGCCAGUAGCCGUCAUUGCACGCGUCAUACACUAUGACUGGAUCGAUACAACAUCGAAACGACCUCAGAAUAUGAUAAAGCUGAGAAUAAUGCGGUGAUGGCGGAUGGCGCGGGCGCGGAAGCGGGGGCGGAAGCGGGCGCGGAAGCUGGCGCGGGCGAGAGCGCAGCGCGCGGUGCAGCGCUCGAGCGUGCCUACGUGCAUGACGUAUACGAUCAGGCGGGCGAAGAUGAAGCUAGCGAGCCCGCGCCCGCCGUCACUACAUUCCUCAAGGAACUCGAACCGGGUGCCCUCGUCUGCGAUGUCGGUUGUGGAAAUGGAAAAUACCUGAGUGUGAACCCCUCUGUCUUCGCAGUGGGUGGAGACAGAUGUACCAGAUUAUCGACGCAAGCGCACCAAACAAACAAUGAGGUUGUUGUAUGCGACAAUCUUAGUCUACCGUUCCGCGAUGAGUCAUUUGAUGCGGUACUCUCUAUUGCCGUGGUCCACCAUUUUGCAACAGUGGAAAGGAGAGCCAUGGCACUACGAGAGCUCGCCAGAAUCACUAGGAUCGGUGGUCGACUCCUCCUCACUGUGUGGGCUAUGGAGCAUGAGGGACGGAACUUCCAUUCACAGGAUGUUCUGAUACCUUGGCAUAGACCUGUGACUUUAUGUCCUCCACCGCCAGCACCACGGUUCCUUUCCGUAGAGCAUGAUCAAAGUGCAGAGCCGUGGAAAAGUCACGAUGGCUCGCCUGGAUCGUCAUCUUUGUCAUCUCCAAAUGAAACUUGCUAUUCAUUUGUGAGAAGAGCAUUACAGAGGAUAGCUGGCCGACGGUCCUUUCUUCCUUCUUGGAGUCUCGGAUCGAGGGUAAACUUAAGAGCUUGUCCUCGUGGCCAACUGGAACCACCGGCGGCUGAUCUACCUAUCGAAUUACGAAGAUUAGAUGAAGUUCUACCUCCAAGAUUGAUAGCACAACCUUCAGAGACAUCUACACUAAAGUCUAGAAGUCUCACCGAUAUCGCAGAUGUAGAACGACAUGCCAUGGUUAGAUCGAGGUCGAGUCUCCCAAGUCUCGGUGGAGACGGGCACGAACCGCCAACAAUACAACCACCUCCGACUGACGUACCAGAACAACGAAAGAAGCCGAAGUUAGUCAAACAAAAAAAAUCAAUUAAUGAAGAUGAUGCAGAAGAGGAUUUAGAUAAACCAACGGACAUGAAAAGCCUUGUCGAAGAGAUGCCUAAUUUCAAAGUUCAUACGUACAGAGCACAAUCGAGAAAGCCAGGAGUUUUCAAGCAAACGUCUCUAAACGAAGAACUAAUGUCAGUGGAAAGGUUACGGGAGAAAGAACGCUUAAGAAAAAAUAUACAGAAACAAGCGUCACUCAAUGAAGAAUAUUUAUUUCGAAGGCCUGGAACAUUUGACUCUAUUCGUGAUUCAAUAUUUUCGACAUCAGCCACUACUGCAAAGAAGUUUCAGUCACUUAAAAAUGGUCUAACAAAUAAAUUCAAAACUUCUACAACGAAUAUAGAUAAAGUAACUGUUUUUGUCAGAAUGUUGCAAGGCUGGAAAAAUCAUGGACCUGCUCCUGAGGUUCCUACAACACCAAGUGAUACCAAUUCAAACAGUGAGAAAACUUGCCCCGAAAGGAGACAUUCCAGGGAAGAUGGCUCAGAUUCCUCAAAAGAUAGUAGCUUACAAAGUGAUACAAGUGUCGAUUCUGAAGACAGUUUUGCUUCAGUUAUAUAUGUACCGAAGGCUGAUGGAAGCGGUGAUCCUUUAUCACCAACCCCUUUAUCUCCUGGUCCAACCUCACCAAGACUAAAAGUAUCAUCAGUACCUACUUCCCCUAGGAUGAAGAAUUCCCCUGGUUUACCUUCACCGAGAAUUAAACAGUCAUUUCCUUUAAUAAGACCACCCUCUUCGCCUAAUGCUGUACAGGCAGCUGCUAAUUUUAAUAAAAUACUGGUGGCUCAAUAUAGCCUGAAAAAUUAUUCUACCAACAAUAACGCUCCUGUUAUUUCUAUAAAACCCCAAUCAAAGAGCCAGCCCAAUUCACCACCAAAACCUGAGGACGACACCAAAAUUAUAAGUACUGCAAUUGAAACAUUGCCCUUAAUUAAUAAAACUAUACCAAUUUCAGUCCCAGAAAUAUAUGAAGAAAUUGACCCAAUACCUCCUAUCAAAGAAGAAGAAGAAUUUACUGAAACUCCUUCUGAAGUUACAAAGGAACUCAUCGCAGAAAUAAAUAAAGACAUUGAAGAGAUCCACAAGCUGACAUUAGAAACAAAUGAUCUAAAGCCUCGCAUUCUUCAAGAUACAAAGCCAUAUCCCAAAAUAACUCUUCAAACUGUUGCUGAAUUACCAGAGAUACCGCAGUACAAACCUAAAGAUAAAUCACCUAUAUCUGAUGUAUUAGACUCAAGACACGCAGAUAAAAAGCGAAAAGAGAGAAUAAGGCAAAUAAAAGAAAUGUUAAAUAAAGGGAUUCCUUCUAUAAGUAUAAGUCGACGGCCACCGUUUCCAAUUGUACGAACGACAGGAAAAUCUGAACCAAUUGCCAAGAGUCAUCCAAAACUUAUGUCCUUAGAACUAUUUAAUCCUGCCGUUGAUGAUAUGGACAGUGAUUCCAGUGGAGUUUCUUCUCCAGAUUCAGUUGACAGCGUAAUCAGUGUAAUACCCGAAGAAUUGCGCAAAAUGGCGAUGGAAAAAGAUUUGUGUACAUCCGAAUUAGAAGUAAAGACGGGCGAGCCAGCUUCCGAUAAAAUAACCACCAACGUGAGUAGUUCUCCAAAUCUUUUAGAUGCUGUUUCUGAAGUGGCACACUCAUUGGAUGAAACAUGUGAAACGAUUAUUCAAUCAAGUCCUAGAUCGAAACGGAAACAUUUUGAAAAAGUAGAAAGUUCUGAUACAAUGGCCAUAGUUCAAGGAGCUUCAAGUAGUAGCAGUAGUAGUAAUUGGAGUUUAAAUAAACUUUCACCGGGAGAUUUGAGGCUAUUAGAAGAUAAAUCUCGAUCACAGUCUCAUACAAGUUCCAGUGGAAGUUCUUGUAGCUUAGAACGACUUUCGCCAGGCAGACGGUCAAAAGACCGAUCUCCAAAGCUAGGAAGUACAAGUAAUUCAACGUGGAGCUUAAACAGGCUAUCUCCAAACAGACCAGAAGGCCGUUCACUUGACGAAAAUUACACAAAGAGUCAUCGCAGUCCAACACGCUUACCUUACGAUUCAAUAUCAAUAUCCAGCACAGACUCCGAGAAGUCAAUUUCCAAAUCAGAAAGUUUCAACAGAAUUCAAGCUAACGAACCUUUAGUCACUUGCAAAUCUGACAUGAUAGCAAAGGAUGAAGAUUGGGUAGAUCAAGACCGAAGUCAACACUUAACUGAAUUUGCUGAAAAACUGAGUGAAAAACUUUUACAGGAAAUUGAUCAAUAUUCAAAACGGAUUAGCGAAGAAGACUUUGAUCUUCCAAGCAGUAGCAGUAGCGAAAAAAGUAUAUCCUUAAGACUGAAACGGGAAGAGGAAGAUAGAAACACUCAAAAGAUAUUAGAUGAGCUGUCGGAUAGUCUACAGCAUCUUGAAGAUCCCUGCCUAACUAAGAGUGAAAAAGGGAAUGAAAGCCAUAGUAUAGGAAAAUUAAGUGAAAAAACUAAAUAUGUAACUUGUUUACAAGAUACACAAGAAGUUGAUAUUAAUAAAUUAUUUCCUAAGUGUACAACAAAAACUAAAAGCAAGAAGAGAACCAAAGACGUAGACCCCAUCAUUAACAAAUACAGAGAACUGAAGAAAACUAUGAAAGUGACAAGUGAAGAGGACAUAUUUCUAAAUAAUUGUGCCAAUAUUCAAUACAACGUAAAACCCAUAACAGAUGAGAAACUCCCGGAUACAAUAGAUUUUAAAAAUCCUGACGAUGACAGUGCAAUCUCUUCCAGUAAUGGUAAUCCAGAGAUAACAAUUGACUCUGGGGCUUAUGAUACAAGUCAAUCACUGGAGACUGGAUAUUCACUGGAGUCAGAAAUCAGCGUGGACUCCCUGUGUACUAGUACUGACAAGAGAUCUUCGUUGAAAGUGGGCCAGUCAACUGACUCUAGCGACUUGGACAAAAUGGAAAUAAGUCCUGAAUCCAUAACUUCUCGUUCAAGCACAAGCACUGCGCCCUUAAAAUCUGGCUUCUCCAUCGAAUCAAGUGAUACUUCCGCCGGAUGCGACUGGAGUCGUAGAGACAAGACGGGAAGUACUGCUUCAUUAGGCUGUGCCAGUUUGGCUUCCCUGCCGUCCUGUAGUGAAUGCUCUAAGGAGAGAAAGUUUUUGGAAAUGCGGUCGUCAUCAGAAGACACCGCAACAAUGCCAGUGGUACCACCGCGUUUGCCGCAUGCCCCACUCUUGCCCUCACUAAGCGACGGCUCUGACAGCCUCCCUUCAGAAGGGGGAGCCGUAACCUAUCAUCGAUAUUAUCAUGUCUUUAAAAAAGGGGAGCUUGAUCAAUUAAUUGAAAAGUACGUCGAAAGUCUUCACGUAGUGUCCUCAUACUACGAUCAGGCGAGCUGGUGUGUUAUUGCUGAAAAAGUACAAGUGUGGACUAUUUAAGUGUAAUCGUUGUACAAAAUGUAAAUGGAAUAUUCGAUUGUGUAAAACUAAGUUCUCUCAAACUGUACAGUGAAGAAUACUUCCAAGUGACCUUACGAACUCUAAUGAGCGUAUAAUUGGAUAAUUGGAGUUAUGAAGUGUAAACUUACAAAUGCCAAAAGUGAGGCUUUUGAUUUAAAUAUAUAAUAGACAUUAAUCUAUAUACUGUUAUUAAUCUAAUGUAAUCGUAUUUACUCGCCCUCACCAGAGGCUACCGAACUCUUAAGGGCCUUUAGGACUCGCAUAAAAUGAAAACUAAGAGCUUUAAAUAGUGAAAAAAAUAAUUAUAAUAUAAUAUAUACUUCAGAGGCUCAAAUAAUAUAAGCUGCUUAUAGCUUAUCUAUCGUUCUAUCGAUCAAGUUGACCUGCAGUGUAGUCGUUUAUACCGUUCUUCAAGACGUUAUUGUUCGAUUGUGCUAAAUUAUUCUAUGACAAUAACACAAUUAAUUUAAAUAUAACAUAUCCAUACGAAUUACUAUCGAAACGUAGUUUUUUUUAGUUUUGAACAAUGGUAUAAACAUUUGAAUUUGAAAAAUCGUAUUUUCAGUAUUAUAAUCGGAGCUGGCCUCGCUGUUAAAUAUGUACAAAGUUCUGCAUAAUGACUAACUUCCAAACCUAAUCAAUAUAAAAUUGUUACUUGUAUGUUAAUCAAAAGUCAUAGUUAUGUCGUAAUUUCAACUUCAUUUGUUUCCAUUACGGUUUUUGUUUACACAUAGAUAUAAUUAUAAACAUACUAGAUAGCUACGUUCGUCACAAGAUAUACAUAUAAAGAUAAAUAAAAAAGCACUCUCAUAACGAAAUAUUUUCGACUACUUUUGCAAAUACUUGAAAGUACAAAUACUCAUAAGUGUACUUGGGAUUCGAUUUGUGUAAACCAUUCAUUUUGAUACACAUUUUUACGUAGGUUCAUUUCAAGAGUAAUAAGAACGAAUUGUAUAUUAUUCUCAAUAGAUUAUUUGUAUGCGAAUCUACAAGACAAAAUGUUCGUUGCUAUGCUCAUAGUAAUAUCUGGGCUGUAGAUCUAAACUUUUAACAAUGAAAAAAAUAAAGAAAAUCUUUAACGUUAUUUUUCAGUUUUAAUUUGCAACAGUGUGAUACGCUGUCAACUUACCACGAACAACUUUUAAUUAAAUAAUUACUUAUAAUUAAAUAAAUAAAAUAAACUACUACCGUCAGCUCUUUUACUCCCGACACCCAGAACCAACACUGGGUUCCAUCUCUUCACAGGUUGUGUUCUGUCUUUGAUUCUGUCAAAAGCAUCGACCCUUUUUCGCACUGCUAUACUGCUCCAUUUAAAAAUAAUUUGAAACAACUGUUAAUGUCCUAAUCCUUGUAUCGUUAUCCUCUAUUAUAUCUACAGGUAUAUUUGUCGUUGUCCGGAUUUAUAAAUUUUGUGUUGUUUUUAUUAGUGAACCUUUUGUGGAUACAUCCAAUGUGUUUAUUUUCAACUUUUUUUAUUGUAAAGAUGUAUAUAUGAUGUGACUUAACACUGAACAGUCUGUCUCGUAGAAAUGUUAUCUCAGCCAAACUGGCACUGCUUAUGCAUUUAAUACAGCCUUUUACUUAAUUUCAAUGUAAAUAUCGCUCUAAGGAAGCUAUAAGAGUAAUUAUGUUAUCAGAAUCAGUGAGAUUAAACUUAAUUUAAUUAGACAAAUAAGGCUGUAUAUUUAAUAAUUACAUACUUGCAAUUACAUCUCGCGAAUUUGCAUGAUUAUAAGUAUAAAAUGGAUACGAAAAGUCAUUUGGCAUGAAUCUCAAGUAAUCAUUGAAUGUACAGCUAUCUAGACAAAUACUUCUAGUAGGUAAAUAAGUAGUCGUAAGAAUGGAUGAAAGCACAAGAUAAUAAAGUCCAAAGGUUAUUUUAAAUCGUCACAGUUUUCUAAAUGCCAUGACAUUUUUUAUACUGAUACAUUUGUCUUGUGAAUGGGGUUGCGAAGUUUUAGUCAUGUGAUACUACGAUUUGAUUCUCGUAUAUGUUUACGAUAUUGGAAAUAUGAAAACAUAUGUAUUAUACGUUAAAAGAUCUGGCCUCUUAAAAAGUCUAGAAGCAUGUAUUGAAGUAAUCAUUUUUAUACUCAUAUUCGCAAUAAGAAAAACAAAAGACGCUCUUUAUAACAUAGCCUUUAUUCGUUUAUUAUAACCGACGAUUUAAAUUUGAAACCUAUAUAUGAAAAUAAAAUAUGUCGUAUUGAUUAUCAUGAACUUUGUUACAGAAAUCUUUAAUGCGUCGUGGAUUUACAGAAUUACUGUUAAUUUUAAAUGUCACUUUUCAAAACGAACGUUUUCAACGCUAGUAAGCGGAGAACUAAAACGCGGGUGUAAUUAAUACGAGAAUCAAUUCGGGAGCCUAGACAUACCCAUCUUUUGUUAGGUGGACGGACAGAUAUGUAUCCGUCCACAGUCUGUGAAUAUUAUAUUAUGUUGCGCUUGGGCAUAAGCAUUAUUUUAAUACUUUUAAAUUCACGAGACUUAUAUUUUCAUACUACUAUAUAAUAGCUUGAAAUUUCCAUAAUUUUACUUUGAAACUCAAAGGAAGGUAUAUAAGGCGUCCGUUUUGAAAGGUUAAAGACCUUACCCAAAAUUCGUUGCGUAAUACUUGAGCGCCCUCUAAAAAAACUAUUGGAUGGUAUCAUAUGCUAUAUUUAUACUAAGUCGCAGCUCUGAAUCUUACCGUCAGACAAUUAAAGACAUUUCAGGGUAGUUGGAACAUAAAACGUAACAGAAAACGACGGCGUGUUUCGUUUGUUUGUGAUUGGGUAACAACAUCUCUAUACGCCUUGUGAUUGGUCCGUUUGACUAUUUACAAUAAGACGCAACGUUUCGUCUUGCGUCUUAGGCCUUUACCUUCCUUUAGGUUAUAUUUAACGCAUAUCAAUGGCUAACUCAUAAAUAUCACUAAUUAUUUUUGUAACAUUUCGUACAGGGUGAACUUUCAUAGCUAAUUGCACGUAGAUCAUAAAAAUAAUCCUUUUCUCCAUGUGACCAAAUACUGUUCUUUUUAUCGACGUAAGAUACUCUUUAUCACCCCGAAGAGAUGUUAAAAAAAACAAUUUUUAAGUGAUAAGGAUAAUAAAAUAAUAAAUAGCUGAUUGAGGCUUAUACUCUCCAUACGCUGGAAUGUUUCAAGCUACACGUAUAUAAAUAACGACUGCUAAGCCUAUUUGUUGGAUUUGAAGCCUCGACAUGAAACACAACCUUUUACUAAAGGAUUAUACUUCUUUCGAAUUUGGACAAAUAAUAAUUAUCUUUAUACAGUAUUAGGUUACAUAAUUGCUAUACGUUUGAUGAAAAAGCUAUCUGAAUAUUUAAUUGUUGACGUGCGUAUUCUACGUUAUCGGAUAGUUUUUUAAUAUUUUGUCCUGUACACUCAUGCGUCACUUUGCAAAUAAGUAAAUGAGAUAAAACAUAUAUAAAAAUCUUUAAAGGCUCUUAAAUUGUAUGAAAAAUGCGUCUUAUUAACUUAUACUUAUUAACGUCAAAAACAAAUACAAUAUUUAAUUUAACAUUGAAAGUUGA